Molecule: messenger RNA, 1615 nt
Organism: Varanus komodoensis (Komodo dragon)
Lineage: Eukaryota; Metazoa; Chordata; Lepidosauria; Squamata; Varanidae
Gene: SDHC
Product: succinate dehydrogenase complex subunit C
Exons: 6
Coding region: 71-580 (169 amino acids)
Biological process (GO): mitochondrial electron transport, succinate to ubiquinone; tricarboxylic acid cycle
Cellular component (GO): membrane
Molecular function (GO): succinate dehydrogenase activity; electron transfer activity
Source: RefSeq, a predicted model, not a curated record
UGACGUCAAGCACGCCGCGCGCUCACUUCCGCCUGAGGCGGCGCGCAGGGAAGGAGCGGCUCCUCGCAAGAUGGCGGCUUCUCUGCUGAGAUUAACCAGCCGGCGUGGCCUCUGCUUUCGUCUUGGACCAGGGCUUUCCGUGCAGCAUGUGGUUCCCAUGGCAACAACAGCAAAGGAAGAAAUGGCCCGGUUUUGGGAGAAGAACACCCGAUCAAACCGUCCGCUCUCCCCUCAUGUCACCAUCUACAAGUGGUCUCUGCCGAUGAUUAUGUCCAUUACCCACCGUGGAACAGGGAUUGCAAUGAGUUUAGGGGUGUCUCUCUUUGGCUUAAGCGCUCUGGUCCUUCCGGGCCAUUUCGCCGACCAUGUGGAGCUGGUCAGGUCCCUCAGCCUGGGGCCAGCUCUCAUCUACUCGGCCAAGUUUGCCCUGGCGUUCCCUUUGACCUACCACACCUGGAAUGGGAUCCGGCACCUGGCGUGGGACUUGGGCAAAGGGUUCAAGAUACCUCAGGUCUACCAGUCCGGAGUCCUGGUGUUGGUCCUAACGGUUUUGUCCUCCAUUGGGAUCGCGGCCCUGUGAACCUGGGCAGGACUGCCACCUCCUCCUGCUGCCCCCCGAAGUCCUGACCUUGUUCACGUCCUGAGCACUUUGCUUAAUCAGACCCUUGGGAGAGUUGGCGCCAGUGCCAUGGCUUGAAGAAACUGUGGGGCAGGAGCACUCCCAAAUCACCACAUAGUUCACUGCAAAUUGAAGCACGGGGGCUCCCCCCCCCCCCCCCGAUCUGCCUGGAUUAUUGUAGAAUUGUCUCUUUUCCGUCAUGUCCCAUAAUAUUGUCGGGUGACUUUCAGGGGAUCUUCCCCAGCUGAGGCGAGAGCCUGGAAGUGCAAGAUUGCAGAGGGCCAAGAAAUCAGCAUACUGAUUGGCCGAGACUCUGGCAUACCCAUGAUGCACCGAGAGCCAUUGCUUUUCUCAGCUUUUUCUCCCUUUCUCCCCUCCCCGCAAGACUCCAGACAAUGCCCAUCUGUGUGGCCAAUAGAGCAGUGUGUGAGCGAGCGUGUGGGUAUAUUUCUAAGCAGGACAACGGUCCCCAUUGAUGGCCAGACUGUGGCAAGAGCGGUGCAUUCAGCCCGGGCCACCUCCAGCCACCGUCUUGUGCCCCACCUUUAUCCCCAGAAUGCUCACGGCGAGGCUUUUGGGCCUGUGGCCUACGAGCCGUCCGCCGAGGUUGCUGUCACAGCAUGCUGAGACGUUGCAUUGUUUUCUUCGUAGGCGCGGGCCAUUCAGCCUCAGAACAGUUCCUGCCCAGGGAGGGGGGAGGAAGUGAUGUCAUGCUAGCUUAGGGUGGCGGGUCCCCGGUGUGGAAGAACUGGGCCGAUUUACUGCGAUGCUCUUCCAUCGUCUCCUUGCCUGCCUUCCAGUGGAACAAAUAACCUCCACACCUGUGUAUAUAGGAGCCCAAACUUUGCUAUCCUGUCUGUGAGACCUUGAAGCCAGGCAGCCUUCACCCUACAAAGACAGUGCCUUUUGGGCAGUUGUACAACCAUUGAUCACAUUUUAUAAAGUUCAUGCCCUUUCUAUGCAGAAAUAAAAUGACCUCGGCCUUUUGGUAGGACA